AUGUUAAAAUAUAGAUUAUCAAUAUUAUUAUCUAUUUUAUUUGUAUUGUUCAUAAAUCAUUCUACAUUGGUAGAGAGUCAGGCUAGUUCAUUUUAUAUAAAGCUAUUGAAUCAAGAUAAUUAUAAAGAGACGAUCAACGAUGCAAAAACAAAUAAUCAAGCAGUGUUACUAGAGUUAUAUUGGAAUUACGAUACUUUUGAAUUCUAUCAUUAUUUACAACAGAAAAUUAAACCUUUUCCCAAUAUAAUCAUAAGAGGAAUCGAUUGUAAUGAAAAUGAAGCACUAUGUAAACAGAUAUUACAAUCAGCAGCCGAUCAACAACAACAACAACAACAACAACAACAAUUAACAGAUAUUUUAGAUAAUAUUUCAAAAUCAAAUAACAAACAUAUGGAACAAGUUCUAAUUCAUAAUAACAAUAACAAUAAGAAUAUUGAUGAAUAUAUUAUAGUAACAUCAAAAGAUAUAAGAGAAAUAUGUAAGAUUGUAGGUACACCUAUUACUAUUGUUGAAUUAUCGGGUGAUAAUGUGUUAGAUAUUCUUUAUAAUAAAGAGAAUAAGAGUGUUCUCGUGCAAUAUUAUUAUGGAUUCAGUGGACACGAUAAAGCACUUUACGUUCCAAGAUUCGAAGCACUGUCGAGUAUCUUUGCAAACGAAGCAAACUUUAUGAUUGCAAGAGUACAAUGCUAUGAGAACACUGUUAAUUGUAUGGAUCAUGGUGGAAUGGAGAGUAGAUCGAUGGCAAUUCUCUUCUCUGGGAAACGUCAACAAGCCAUCAUAUAUCAAGGUGAUUUAGAUGUCAAAGAGCUAAGUGAAUUCAUUCAAGAUGAAAUCAAUGGAAAUGAAUUUAAACCAAAUUAUUCUAAAAAAAGAUCAUCAUAG
This is a messenger RNA of Heterostelium album PN500, 882 nucleotides long. RefSeq names its product protein disulfide isomerase family protein. NCBI's taxonomy places the organism in Eukaryota, Evosea, Eumycetozoa, Acytosteliales, Acytosteliaceae. The record is from RefSeq and is a predicted model, not a curated record. The coding region runs from base 1 to 882 and encodes 293 amino acids. The transcript has 2 exons.